Molecule: messenger RNA, 1113 nt
Organism: Spirodela intermedia
Lineage: Eukaryota; Viridiplantae; Streptophyta; Magnoliopsida; Alismatales; Araceae
Source: the annotation of a GenBank genome assembly
AUGGCCGGCGUAGGCGAAGGCCACGUUACCCAGGCCGCUGAAGAAGUCGAACACAGCACCGCCGGUGGUCUCCGCCCUGUAUCCGUAGUUCACCUCCGGCUGCCUCCCCCUCGCCGCCGCCGCCCCCCACGCCACCGUCGAGUACCUGCAAGAAGAGAGAGAGAGAGAGAGAGAGAAAUGCUUCAGAAUAGUGGUGAUUACAUGUAGGGUUUUGGAGAAAGAGGGAGGGAGAGAGAGGCUUCAGAAUAGUUGAGUUCAGGGUUACGGUUUUUGUUGGGGGGGAGAGAAAGAGAGAGAGAGGGAGAGAGAAGAGACCCGAGGGACAUGAGGGCGGCGGCGACGGAGACGAUGGUGAUGGAGUUGAAGUCGGGGAGUUGGGAGAGGAGGAACUGGAGAGAGGCGAAGAUGGCGAUGUAGUAGCUGGUUCUCAUGCUCUGUCCUUCUCUUCUGACGGUGUCGUGGAACUUCUUCAGGGACUUGCCGCCGGUGACCAUGUAGACGAUGUUGACCCCGAUCUCCACCACCAGCUGCUGCGGCACCACGAUCCACAGCCCGAGCUUCUCCCCAAACGCGUGCUGCCCUAGCUCGUGGUACCUGUCAAACCUCUUCCCUGGCACCAUCUCGUGCAUCUCCACCAUCUGCCACAGCGUGUACAGGGUCACGACCCAGGAGACCACCAGCACCGCCAUCCCCGGCCCCCUGUUCAUUCAUCUUCAUUUUCUUUCAAUCAAUCUAGAGAGAGACAGAGAGAGAGAUUUGAAUGUGGCUGAGGAUUACCAGCCGAGCUCGGCCAUGGCGUAGGGGAGGCUGAGGACGCCGGCGCCGACCAUGGCGGUGACGUUGUGGAAGGCGGAGUACCACCACUUGCCUUUCCGGGAGGACGUGAUGGGGAGCCAGUCGUCGGCGGCGGUCCGCUCCGUCGCCGUCGUCGAGUCUCCAGUCGGCGCCAUGAUGUCAAUUUAGGGUUUCCGCAGAGGAAAAAGCGUGGGGGAGAAGGAGGAGAAGGAGGAGGAAUGGGAGGAGGAGGAAGGGGAGGAGAAGGAGGAGGAAGGGGAGGAGAAGAAGGACAAGGAGGAGGAUGACAAGAAGGAGGAGAAGGAGAAGAAGAAGUAG